Messenger RNA from Rodentolepis nana, 537 nucleotides. Lineage: Eukaryota; Metazoa; Platyhelminthes; Cestoda; Cyclophyllidea; Hymenolepididae. The record is from the annotation of a GenBank genome assembly.
UUGGGCUCAAGGGAUAUAAUUGGGCAUCUAACUGAGCUUUGUAUUUCCUCUUUCCAGACAAUGCAGAUCUUCGUCAAAACUGUUGUUGACAAAAUUAUAACUCUCGAGGUUGGACAAAAUGAUUUUAUUGAGAAUGUGAAGGCAAAGAUUGAAGAGAAAGAGGGAUUCCCAAUAGAAGAGCAAAGAUUGAUAUAUGGUGCCAGGCAGUUGGAAGAUGAUCGUACUUUCUCCAACUACAACAUUCAAAAGGACUCCACUUUGCACUUGUUAUUGCGUCUCCGUGGUGGGGUUGGUAUGCAAAUUUUUGUCAAAAAUCUAAGUGGAAACACAAUAACACUUAACGUUGAGCUGGGUGAAACGGUAGAAAGCGUGAAGGCGAAGAUUCAAGCUAAAGAGGGCAUCCCGCCAAAUCAACAACGACUCGUUUUUGCUGGUCAACAGUUGGAAGAUGGACAUAACAUUUCUGAAUACAAUGUCCAGAAGGAAUCGACUAUUCAUCUUGCUCUUAUCCUUCCUGGUGGUAUUUUUUUCUACUAA